Molecule: messenger RNA, 9253 nt
Organism: Otolemur garnettii (small-eared galago)
Lineage: Eukaryota; Metazoa; Chordata; Mammalia; Primates; Galagidae
Gene: PTPRG
Product: protein tyrosine phosphatase, receptor type G
Exons: 29
Coding region: 713-4960 (1415 amino acids)
Biological process (GO): protein dephosphorylation
Molecular function (GO): protein tyrosine phosphatase activity; protein binding
Source: RefSeq, a predicted model, not a curated record
CUUCCUGUAUGGAGGCAUGGCCAGUUUCCAGCCCCGCGCUCCUCGUUCCUCCCCAGCCUGCAUCGGAGCCACAACUUUCAGGAGCAUGGACUGAAGGCGCCCUCGCCCCAGCGCCCCUCUGAAAUCCUUUGUGUUUUCCUGCGUUUUCUCCGGCCCUUUCUAUUUUGGGGGGCUCUCUGCUCCCCCCACCUCUCCCCUCCCCUUCCCCGCUUGCAAACAUGCCUCCUUCCUUCCCGGGGCCCUGGAAGGAGCUGCCCGCCUGAAGCCCGGAGGCGCCGCGCCGCGCUCAGCCCCGCCGCCGCCCGCCGGCUCUCGGGCUGUGCUGCGCUGCCGACUCAAGUUGGGGAUCCUCGGCUGCUCGCCGCUGCCGCUCGCGGUCCCUGCCUUCCCUGGGCCCGGGGCAUCGCCGCCGUCCGCUGACUCCUCGCCCUGCCUGCUCGGCUUGCUCCUUUUUGAACGGAAAGCAGCCUUUCUCUGUUGAGAGGAUCGUCCCCAGCGUGGUUCCACGUUCCCGGUCACUUUUUGAGAUUUUUCCGGGGGCGCUCGGCGGUUUCCCAGAUUCCAAGGGGACUCGGGCCGCCGAGCGCGGGGGACCCGGGAAGCAGACAAGCCGGGGAAGCGCCCCGGCUUAGUGGAGGCUCGCACGGAGGCAAGAACUUAUUCAACAAGUUUACCCCCCCUGCUUUUCUCUUUUCGAUGUGCGUUUUCGGACAUGCGGAGGUUACUGGAACCGUGUUGGUGGAUUUUGUUCCUGAAAAUCACCAGUUCCGUGCUCCAUUAUGUCGUGUGCUUCCCCGCGUUGACAGAAGGCUACGUCGGGGCCCUGCAUGAGAACAGACAUGGCAGCUCGGUGCAGAUUCGCAGACGCAAGGCUUCGGGGGACCCGUACUGGGCCUACUCCGGUGCCUAUGGUCCUGAGCACUGGGUCACGUCUAGUGUCAGCUGUGGGGGCCGCCACCAGUCUCCUAUAGACAUUUUAGACCAGCAUGCACGUGUCGGGGAAGAGUACCAGGAACUGCAACUUGAUGGCUUCAACAACGAAUCUUCUAACAAAACCUGGAUGAAAAACACAGGGAAAACAGUUGCCAUCCUUCUGAAAGACGACUAUUUUGUCAGUGGCGCUGGCCUGCCUGGCAGAUUCAAAGCUGAGAAGGUGGAAUUUCACUGGGGCCACAGCAAUGGCUCAGCAGGCUCUGAACACAGCAUCAACGGCAGGAGGUUUCCUGUUGAGAUGCAGAUUUUCUUUUACAAUCCAGAUGACUUUGACAGCUUUCAAACUGCAAUUUCUGAGAACAGAAUAAUCGGAGCCAUGGCCAUAUUUUUUCAAGUCAGUCCAAGGGACAAUUCUGCACUGGAUCCUAUUAUCCAUGGGUUGAAGGGCGUCGUCCAUCAUGAGAAAGAGACCUUUCUGGAUCCUUUUGUGCUGCGGGACCUCCUGCCUGCAUCCCUGGGCAGCUAUUACCGGUACACAGGCUCUUUAACCACCCCACCGUGUAGUGAGAUUGUGGAGUGGAUCAUCUUCCGCAGACCUGUCCCCAUCUCUUACCAUCAGCUCGAGGCUUUUUAUUCCAUCUUCACCACGGAGCAGCAAGACCACGUCAAGUCGGUAGAGUAUCUGAGAAACAACUUUCGACCACAGCAGGGUCUGAAUGGCAGGGUAGUGUCCAAGUCUGCUGUCCGUGAUGCCUGGAACCAUGACAUGAACGACUUCUUAGAAAACCCACUGGGGACAGAAGCCUCUAAAGUUUGCAGCUCUCCACCCAUCCACAUGAAGGUGCAGCCUCUGAACCAGACAGCGCUGCAGGUGUCCUGGAGCCAGCCGGAGACCAUCUACCACCCUCCUAUCAUGAACUACAUGAUCUCCUACAGCUGGACCAAGAACGAGGAUGAGAAGGAGAAGACUUUCACUAAGGACAGUGACACCGACUUGAAAGCAACCAUCAGCCACGUCUCACCCGAUAGCCUUUACCUGUUCCGAGUCCAGGCCGUGUGCCGGAAUGACAUGCGCAGUGACUUCAGCCAGACCAUGCUCUUCCAAGCAAAUACCACUCGAAUAUUCCAAGGGACCAGAAUUGUGAAAACGGGAGUGCCCACAGCGUCUCCUGCCUCUUCAGCUGACAUGGCCCCCAUCAGUUCGGGAUCUUCUACCUGGACAUCCUCUGGCAUCCCCUUCUCAUUUGUUUCCAUGGCAACUGGGAUGGGCCCCUCGUCCAGUGGCAGCCAGGCGACAGUGGCCUCAGUGGUCACCAGCACGCUUCUCGCCGGCCUGGGGUUUGGCGGCGGUGGCAUCUCCUCCUUCCCCAGCACAGUGUGGCCCACACGCCUGCCCACAGCUGCUGCAGCCGGCAAGCAGGCGGGCAGGCCGGUCCUCACAACCACAGAAGCCUUGGCUUCUCCAGGGCCAGACAGCGAUUCAGCACCAACCAAGGACAGUGAGGGCACGGAGGAAGGCGGGGAAAAAGAUGAGAAGAGUGAGAGUGAGGAUGGUGAGCGGGAGCACGAGGAGGAGGGCGAGAAGGACUCUGAGAAGAAGGAGAGGAGUGGGACGACCCGUGCUGCUGAGGAGCAAAACCAGACGGAGCCCAGCCCCACGGCCUCAUCUCCUAACAGGACUACCCAGGACAGGGGGCAUCAGACUAUACCUGGGCAUGAGCCAGACCUCACUGCUGUCCCCACACACCAGCCAGGGGAGAGGAGGGAUGCUGACCCAGAUCUGGACCCUGAUGCCAUCACCUCCACCCAAGUGCCCCCGACAGUCACAGAGGAACAGUAUGCAGGGAGUGAUCCCAGGAGGCCUGACAUGCCAUCCAAAAAGCCCCGAGGGGACCGAUUUUCUGAGGAUAGCAAAUUUAUCACUGUCAAUCCAGAAAAGAACACUUCUGGAAUGAUAAGCCGUCCUGGCCCAGGGAGGAUGGAGUGGAUCAUCCCUCUGAUUGUGGUAUCAGCCUUGACCUUCGUGUGCCUCAUCCUUCUCAUCGCUGUGCUCGUUUACUGGAGAAAAUGUUUUCAGACUGCUCAUUUCUACGUGGAAGAUAGCAAUUCGCCUCGAGUGGUCCCCAAUGAAAGUAUUCCUAUUAUUCCUAUUCCUGAUGACAUGGAAGCCAUUCCUGUCAAACAGUUUGGUAAACACAUCGGUGAGCUCUAUUCUAAUAACCAGCACGGGUUCUCUGAGGAUUUUGAGGAAGUCCAGCGCUGUACAGCUGAUAUGAACAUCACUGCAGAACAUUCCAAUCAUCCAGAAAACAAGCACAAAAACAGAUACAUCAACAUCUUAGCAUAUGAUCACAGUAGAGUGAAGUUAAGACCUUUACCAGGAAAAGACUCUAAGCACAGCGACUACAUUAAUGCAAACUAUGUUGAUGGUUACAACAAAGCAAAAGCAUACAUUGCCACCCAGGGACCUUUGAAGUCUACGUUUGAAGAUUUCUGGAGGAUGAUUUGGGAACAAAACACUGGAAUCAUUAUCAUGAUUACAAACCUUGUGGAAAAAGGAAGACGAAAAUGUGAUCAGUAUUGGCCAACAGAGAACAGUGAGGAGUAUGGAAACAUCAUUGUCACGCUGAAGAGCACAAAAGUACACGCCUGCUACACUGUCCGCUGUUUCUCAGUCAGAAAUGCAAAAGUGAAAAAGGGUCAGAAGGGAAACCCCAAGGGGCGCCAGAAUGAAAGGGUCGUGAUCCAGUAUCACUACACGCAGUGGCCUGACAUGGGAGUUCCUGAGUACGCCCUGCCGGUCCUGACUUUCGUGAGGAGAUCGUCAGCAGCUCGGACACCAGAAAUGGGGCCUGUGUUGGUGCACUGCAGCGCUGGUGUGGGCAGGACAGGCACCUACAUUGUAAUAGACAGCAUGCUGCAACAGAUAAAAGACAAAAGCACAGUUAACGUCCUGGGAUUCCUGAAGCAUAUCAGGACACAGCGCAACUACCUCGUCCAGACUGAGGAGCAGUACAUUUUCAUCCAUGAUGCCUUGUUGGAAGCCAUUCUUGGAAAGGAGACCGAAGUAUCUUCAAAUCAGCUGCACAGCUAUGUUAACAGCAUCCUCAUACCAGGAGUAGGAGGAAAGACAAGACUGGAAAAACAGUUCAAGCUGGUCACACAAUGCAAUGCGAAAUAUGUGGAAUGCUUUAGUGCUCAGAAAGAGUGUAACAAAGAAAAGAACAGAAACUCUUCAGUCGUGCCAUCUGAGCGUGCUCGAGUGGGUCUUGCACCAUUGCCUGGAAUGAAAGGAACAGAUUACAUUAAUGCUUCUUAUAUCAUGGGCUAUUAUAGGAGCAAUGAAUUUAUUAUAACCCAGCAUCCUCUGCCACAUACUACGAAAGAUUUCUGGCGAAUGAUUUGGGAUCAUAACGCACAGAUCAUUGUCAUGCUGCCAGACAACCAGAGCUUGGCAGAAGAUGAGUUUGUGUACUGGCCAAGCCGAGAAGAAUCCAUGAACUGUGAGGCUUUUACCGUCACCCUUAUCAGCAAAGACAGACUGUGCCUCUCUAAUGAAGAACAAAUUAUCAUCCAUGACUUCAUCCUUGAAGCUACACAGGAUGAUUAUGUCCUAGAAGUUCGACACUUUCAGUGUCCCAAAUGGCCCAACCCAGAUGCUCCCAUAAGCAGUACCUUUGAACUUAUCAACGUCAUCAAGGAAGAGGCCUUAACCAGGGAUGGCCCCACCAUUGUUCAUGAUGAGUAUGGAGCAGUUUCAGCAGGAAUGUUAUGUGCCCUUACUACCCUGUCCCAGCAACUGGAGAAUGAAAAUGCUGUGGAUGUUUUCCAGGUUGCAAAAAUGAUUAAUCUUAUGAGGCCUGGAGUAUUCACAGACAUUGAACAAUACCAAUUUGUCUAUAAGGCAAUGCUCAGCUUGGUCAGCACUAAAGAAAAUGGAAAUGGUCCCAUGACAGUGGACAAAAAUGGUGCUGUUCUAAUUGCAGAUGAAUCAGACCCUGCCGAGAGCAUGGAGUCUCUCGUGUGACUGGAAUCCUGAAAGGGCACUUAAUUUGUAAACUUCUGAAAACUGAGAACUUUUUUGAGGCCUUUUUUGCCAGACUCUAGGUUAUACAAUAACCCAAUUACUUUUUUACACUGAUAAAAGUUUUGAUAUUUAUUUUUUGCCAUUUUAUGUCUUAAUGGUAUCCUACUGAGCAUUCGCCCCUCUGUUCAUUUCACACCAUGAAACGCGAUUUUACCUAGUUUGCACUAUGCGUGUAUGAUCAGUGUUAUUGCCUAUAAUCUAAUACUAAAGCAAGCCCUGAUGUGACAUUCCAUGACAACAUACAUGCUACUUUUUAGUUCAGUACAGUGAAGGUCUUUGUUAUGAUAGUGAACCUUGAUUUUAUUAUCAUUAUUAUUAUUGCUGAAACAGUUGCAUUCUACUAGCAGGCGAUGCUGUUCUUUUCCUUGGUCCUCCUAUUUUUUUAGGCACUGUUCAAUGCUGUAUGCCUUCUGUAUUUUAGUGGUGUGGAUGAGCCUUGUUUUCUUUACAGACUAGCAGGCUACUGGGAGCUAACUGAGAAGGCCUGUUAACGUCAUGGCCUUGAAACAGUUCCAUUUAGGAUGGCUAAGAGAUGCAGUAAAAAGUUAGAAGGCUUAAGAGUUGCUUCAUGUGGACAUUGAUUAGUUACAAAGUUAUAUUCACGGCUUACAAAAAUGUGUCAAAAUAAAGAAUAACUCUGUAUUACAGCUUUCACAGUAGAUAUGUGGACAGUGUGUGUUCUUUCCAUUUUGACUCUCUGAAAUAGCUACGCCCUAAAAUCAGGGCUUUUACAAUAAAAAGAUGGCAAUAUUUUACACAACUCAGAUACGAGACCCUUUAGUUACUCUCCAUUAAUGCUUCUGGGUUUAUAAUCCCAUACCUUAUGCCAGGUAGAAGAAUGAAAAUUUUUACAGGUGUGUAAUUUUGAAACUAGUCUUCUAAAAAUUCCCUAUUACUCAUAGCAAUCUAAUAAAAACUACCUAUAUAGUUAAUCUUUUCUUUCCUUUUUUGCCAAAUGCUUCAUAAUAAAUCUCUUAAUAACAUAUAUUCUUCUACUUAAGAUUAAUUUGGAAAUGCUGUAUUAGCAAAAGUCUUAGGACAAUAUAAAAUCCCACACAUGGAUAAAUCUAAUUUGGAAAACAUUAAAAUCUUGAAUAAAAGGUAAUACCUACAUUGUCAAGUAGUUUAAAGGGAGAUGGGUUUAUAGGCUUUUGUGUGGUUUAGUGUUAAGAACAGAUACACUUCAGUAAAAAAUGCUGAUAAGCAUUAGAGAGCCCAAGGAAGUUAUUUGUUCCACUCUAGGAAAUCAUAUUCACCUUGUAGUAUAUAAUGGGAAAAUUAGGAGCAUUAAUAGAAACUUUGGUAGAAUCUGUUAGAAAAAUAAGCUACUUACUGAAAUCUGUUUCUUCCACUGUGUGUUUGCUUUUGAGGGAUAGGUUCUAUCAGAAGUAAAAUCAUCACCAGAUCUGGACCUGUUAAGAAGAACAGGGUUUAUUCUUUAUGUCAAUGAAUUUCAAUGAAAAAGCCACCCAGGCUGCUAUUAUACUAUCUGAGUAGGCAUUAAACAUUAAUAAAUUAUGAUCACCCCUGAAGGUCUAUUUAUCCUGAGUUGGUUUUCUAUGAAGUUUGUCAGGAUGGUGCUGCAGGAAGACCAAAUUUCCUAAAGACAGAAAAUGUACAGGCCAAGUUAUGAAUUACAUAACUUACCAGGGUUAAUCUCAUCAUUUUAUCACAAGAUUCAACAACCCAGAAUAGUCUGUUUUUCAAGAAUUAUGUAGGCCAGUCUUGAGAAAAGGUGUUCAAGUAAGCAAAGUUUGCUAAGUUGUAUGUGUGCUAGAUGACAGACACCUUUACAGCCCCUCUGAGGUGACACAGGAUGUUCUACUGAACACAAGAAAAGCUUGAACACAGGAGCACUACAGCUGCCAGGCAUCGAAGGAAAUUGAGGAGGGAAAAGGGUAGAUUUUUUUUAAGUCAAUUAAGUGGUUUUAGUUUUACAGAGCAUUAAUAUAUAAGCUAACUCUUUUCAGUAGAUGGCAAAGUGGUCUUGGUGUUCAAAAGUGGUGUUUGAGUUAGGGUUCAUGGUCCCUCUCUCAGUUUUUGCUUAGUACAAGUAAACAUUGGUUAGAAGACAAAUAACAAGUAUUCCCUUCUGUACUCUCUACAGAGGGCUCAAUUUGUGGAGAUAUAUACCCUCCAGUGCAAUUCUGUGACUAUCUCUUACAAAGUAUCACAAUCAUCAUAAAAGAGACAGCUAGUAAAUAGGAUAGGGACAUAAUAAGGAUAGGUUAGAAGUUCUCUGUGAGCAGUCUGUGUCUGUAGCAGGCUUGAACCAAAGUUACAGAUUUUGACCCAGUGAACUAGGAGCAGUUACUUGCCCAUUUUGCCACAGUAGUCCGAACACUAAGGGUGGUUAUAGUCAGCAGUUCUGCACUUUCACCACAGAGCAUAUCCGCACUACUAUUAUUCAUUUGUUACUGGCAAAACUGUGCUUGCAUCUUUCCAGAGGCAGAGAGUUUCAAAGAUGGUGUUUGCUUUGAGACAUAAGCACACUGUUUAAGAAAUAAACAUCUCCAGAAAAGGAGACAGUCAAUUUUAUAAAAUGUUCCCUUUAGGUACAAGAUUAUCACCACGUGUACCUAAAGGGAAAUGAAAUAGCUAUUGCAAAUUCAUGUGUGCUAUUUGAUAAAAUAAGCUGUUUCUGUGUGGGAAUUUAUCUCUAGGCAAACAUAAUGAAUACAUCAUACAAAAUUGAAUAUAAUGAUCUAAGUGGGCAUGCUGGACAUCAGAGAAAAGACACCUGCUGCCAUCAGGAGAACUCUUUCUUUCAUCCCAUAGCCACAAUAUUGCCUUUAAGUCUAAAAACAGAAAAAGCUAACUUCUGGAUUUUAAGAAGAAUAAGAUUAGUUCAUUGGUUUUCCUAAUUUUUAUGCCUUGGAUCUCUAAGAGUCCAUUUCAAGUAGAAGAGUCCAGCUGGGGUCAAAGGGUGAUGGUGUUCAAGGUCUGGAUAUUGGGGGGUUUUAGCCCAGAGUGACAUUGAAAUCAAUAAAUAACCUUAUUUUUUAAUGACACAGCACAACUGCCUUGUUAUGAAUUUUUUCUUAAAUGCUAUAUUUAAAAUUAAAAUAUAGAUAUCAAUUUACCAAAGAUACAUGUUACUAAUUCUAAGCAAAAAAAACCCCAAAUCAUCAUAAUUUAAGAAAAAAUAAUCAAAGUGUAGUUUGUCUUAAGAAUUUAGCAGUUAUACUGGAAAACACAUUUUCAACUCCUGUGUUCUAAAGUUCAUGUUCCAAUGGUGCCAGUGAACUUUUAUAUGAAGGGAAAUGCCUGCUUUUUUUUUUUUUUUAACAGCUGUAAUUUCACUUACCCCUUUGCACUUUCCCUUAGUUGCCAUUUAACGUAUGAUACUGGCUUUACUUAUCUCUAGAGAGAAGGCAUGCCACAAAUAGGAAGGAGCUGUAAUAAUGAUAUUUGGCCUCUACUUUGUCUUAGCUGUUAAACUGUUUUUAGUAUUUUUGUUAAAUAUUUGCAAAGGGAAGCAUUUUCUACAGAGGAUAAUUAAUUUCAAGAAAACUAUCUUGAGUUUUAAGAAAUAAACAUCUCCAGAAAAGGAGACAGUCGAUUUUAUAAAAUGUCGCAACUCUCCAACAUUUGGGGUAGUGACUCCUUUUUUGUUAGAACGUUUGAAACUAGCAAGCAGCCAUUGUUUCUAAAAAAUUCAGCCUUCAUGUUGACUCGUAUUUCUUUCAAUUCGUUUUGAAAUAGCUAAGAUCAUUGAAACUGUAAAUAUUUUGUUGCUUGGGUAAGCAUCUUCUGGGAACUUUGUAUCUAUGGUAUAUAAUCAUAGAAUUUUAUAUUUUCAUAUAAAGCUAAUUUUUUUCUAGUUUCAACUCUGUCAUAGUUUUUUUUUUUUCCUUUUUGUGGUGGAUAUGUGAAUUCAACUUUCUGUGUAUUGAAAUAGCAAGAACCAUCUUUGCAUUCCAAAAGAAUCCAACAUGUGUUAUUUCUUGGAGGCAGUGAUUGUGAAAGUUGGGUUUUAUUUUAAUUCCAUUGACCAUUUGUGCAAUAGGAAUUAGACAUAAUUAGUCACUGGACACAUUUGUCACAAUGACCCAUUUGGAAAAAGUGGGGUUUUGGUUGUUUUUUUUAAAUUCAUUUGGGGGGAGGGGUUUUGUAACCUGAAAUUUCCCCUUUUUUCUUCUGUUUAAAACUAUAUCAAAUCAUUCUAUUAUAGUGUUAUUUAAUAUGUAAAUUGUAUUGCUAUACAUAAAAUAAAGUAUGGUUUUUGAUGUA